UAAAUAUAUUACAAAUUAUUUUGUGUUAGAGUAUAAAUCUAGCGAUCGGAUACAAUCAAAAUGAUCGACGAAGUAACCGUGCCCCUUUUGGGGACGCUGGAAACAGAUCCGGACGCCAUUCCACGUGGAUUCAUACACAGAGACCCGGAUAUCCUCAACAUACAUCAGCAGAACACGCUCACCGAAAUGAAGGUCAAAAUGAUGGAUUUCAAUACCGAAUACCUAGCCAAGCAUCCUCAGGUUGAGGCCUUAGUCCGAUUACUGAUAAAAGAAAUCGUCAUUCACAAACCAUACUACGUUAGAGAAUUCAUUAAGGAAAUACUGUCUCGAGAUGAUCUGGAAACCACUGUUGCAAAGAUAGUUGCCGCCAAAGGAUUAAAUACGAACAGGCGUCAUACAAGGCACUACUUUUCGCACACGAAGACCUGGCAAGACAAGGCCGCAGGCGUAGACGAACCUGAGCUGGAGAUAGAAGAACCUUACUGGCCAGAGCCUCGACCGUUCAGGGUCGAAUCGCGCCGCGACAAGAGAGAGUACUGCCACCCACACUACUUCAAGGUACCCUACGUAUUCUUCCCUGCAGAGUAUCUGAAACCCAAGCAACCUGUCUUUAAAUCAAGGAAAUAUCCUUGCUUCCGCAGCAGGUCAUAUGCCAGAUUACUCCUCCAGAAUUACAAAGAUGUCUGGGGCGAUCCCAUAACGGACAUCCCGCCGCCGCUUAACGAUGAAGAACUGUACGACGCGUGUUUGCUGUUAAAGAAGAAGCCGGAGAAGGAUAUGACCAACGAAGAACUCAUUAAAUGUUGUUUGCGUUGUCGAAGAACCAGGAUGAGGAACUACCUUUACGCAAUUAAUAAAAAACAGUUUAACGAUCCGCUAAAAAAGUAUCCGUCAUACACGAUACUUCAAAAGUCUCUCCAGUUACGAACUGCAAACAAGUUUCUCGAAAAAACAAUAGAAGCCCUUAAAAGGAAGGAUAUAGAAACUGUGAGAUGCGAUUGGGUUCCAGAGAACCAGAGUGACGGACCGAUCAGCGACGUUGAUCGCGAAUUGAUGAAGUUCGAGUCGCGCUUCAUACCACACCGAUCGAUGGCUCAUAUGAACCAAUUCAAGAGUCCUGUACCCGGCAUCCGUUUUAAGGAAGAAGGAGAUUUCAAUUUGCUUCUUCCAUUGGGCGAUCUAAAAAGAAGUGUUGAUGGAAAGAGCGAAUUAAAUCCAAGAAUUACCAUCCUUGAUCAUGGUAAAGAGCCAACAAAUGCCAAAAUUACAGUUCCUACAACAGAUCUACAAGGGAACAUCAUUGAUCAGUCGGUGAUUUCUGUAACAGUAAGAUCACAGGGUGCAUCAGAUGAAACCGAUGAGUCAUGCAUAAGGCUGGGAGAACAUAAAAUAGGCAAGACUCCGUCUAAAACAGCCUUUGAUGAAAAACACCUACUUCUUGAACAAACAAGAAUGACAAAAAGCGAAAUAUCACAGGAAGAUGUAAAAAGUAGUCUCACGUUCGGUAUACCAACUACAUCAGCAUCCAUAUUCCAAAAGAAAGUGAUCGUCAAAGACUUGAUGUAUGGCAAUAUUGAAGAAUCCUUCAAGAGUGAGAGCUUACCGAAUGAGUCGCUAUUGAGCCAGGUCAUCAGAGAGGACGCCAGUUGUUUGGCAUUAUCAAAAACAAGUUUUGGAGAAAGGAUAGAGAACUUCGGGAGUGUUGCACCAUCACAGGAACUACCCCCUUUGCCACCGUACAUGGUGAAUGCAUACAUGCAGUUGUUAGUCGACACCAGAACAUUGUCCAAACAUUACAAACAGCAAAACGAAUGCAAAAGAAAAUGCAGAAUGAAACGAGAACUGAAAAUGCAUAAUUUGCAAAAAUAUUUGUAAUAUAUACAAUAUAAAUAAAUAUUCCUAAUUUUCCA
Molecule: messenger RNA, 1910 nt
Organism: Nezara viridula (southern green stink bug)
Lineage: Eukaryota; Metazoa; Arthropoda; Insecta; Hemiptera; Pentatomidae
Source: the annotation of a GenBank genome assembly